GCUGACGGCCUUUGACAGUUGACACGGGAGGAGGGGUAAAAAGUUUUGUUUCUGUAGUCGACUAAUAUGCUAAUUAGCCAUUGGAGUGUGCGACCCCAUUGGCUCGUCGUCCGAGACAAUUUCCCACUUGCAGCCUGACGUCAUGUGCGCUCCAAAGCUCUUAAACUCAACUGAUGUGUGAUGCCUGCUUCAAAAAAUCGCUCCCGUGUCCAGCCUUCACUCGCUCGCCCAAGCUCGCUUGCAGCCGGCUGCUUCGGGUCGCGAUGUCUCCGUGAGAAAAGGCGCGUGAAAAGUUGUUAAAUGUUUGAAAUACAACGCGCGCGCCGAGAAGGGACUCCGCUCCUCGUGUGCGUGACACCCGGCCGGUGUGUGUGCGGGACAGCCUGCGCUGAGCGACGGCCAAAGUAGUCCCAACCAGGACGCAGAAACUCUUCUUCGUGACGCUUUCGACAAACUCCCUCAAAGUGGCUCACGUUCUCGCCAACCAGCCCGGCGCGACGGCUGCUCUUCAGCCCGUCUGGAGGACUGUGAGCAGCAGUAGCAGCAGCAGCAGCAGCAGCAGCAGCAAGAGGAUGGCAUCAGAGCUGGCAAUGAGCAACUCCGACCUGCCCACCAGUCCCCUGGCCAUGGAAUAUGUUAAUGACUUCGAUCUGAUGAAGUUUGAAGUGAAAAAGGAGCCGGUCGAGCCCGAUCGCACCAUCAGCCAGUGCAGCCGCCUCAUCGCCGGGGGAUCCUUGUCUUCCACGCCGAUGAGCACGCCCUGUAGCUCUGUGCCCCCCUCCCCGAGCUUCUCGGCGCCCAGUCCGGGCUCGGGGAGCGAGCAGAAGACACACAUAGAGGACUUCUACUGGAUGUCCGGUUACCAACAGCAACUCAAUCCAGAGGCGCUGGGCUUCAGCCCCGAGGACGCGGUCGAGGCGCUCAUCAACAGCAGCCACCAGCUCCAGUCGUUCGAUGGCUACGCCAGAGGCCAGCAGUUCGCAGGCGCUGCCGGCCCGGGAGGCGCCAUGGCCGGGGAGGAGAUGGGCUCAGCCGCGGCGGUAGUUUCGGCGGUCAUCGCUGCAGCCGCCGCACAGAACGGGGCUCAGCACCACCACCACCAUCACCACCACAGCCACAACGGGUCCGGGGGAGGAGGAGGGGGCGGCGGAGGUGGCGGUCACCACCAUCACCACCACCAGUCGCCGGGCAUCCAGUCCAACGGCGUCUCCGGGACAAAUCACCACCCGCACAUGCGCCUGGACGACCGCUUCUCAGACGAGCAGCUGGUCACCAUGUCCGUGCGGGAGCUCAACCGGCAGCUGCGGGGGGUCAGCAAGGAAGAAGUGAUCCGGCUCAAGCAGAAGAGGAGGACCCUCAAGAACCGAGGCUACGCGCAAUCGUGUCGCUUCAAGCGCGUCCAGCAGCGGCACGUCCUGGAGGGCGAAAAGACGCAACUGGUGCAGCAGGUGGAGCACCUCAAGCAGGAGAUCUCCAGGCUGGUCCGGGAGAGGGACGCGUACAAAGAAAAGUAUGAGAAGCUCAUCGGCAACGGCUUCAGAGAAAGUGGCUCGAGCAGCGACAACAACCCGUCAUCUCCGGAAUUUUUCAUGUCAUCCAGAAAAUUCCUCCAUCUGUGAUUUCAAGCCCCAUUCCUCCGCGCCCUUGGUUCCCUGAGACAACUCCACAACUGAGCAGUUAGGACAUCAGAGCGGAUGGCUGAUCGCACGAAGACACCAACAAAGCACAACAUUCAAAAAUGUCUUCACCAAAGUGACGGAAAACAAAUCUCCCUCAAAAUUGCUACUUCUGACUCUUCCCUGAUAUUUUAUCUUCAGUUUUUUUUCUACAUAACACAAAAAGGGGGAAAAAAAAGAAAAAGACUAAACUCAAGAGACAGUGACACCGGGAGGACUACUUUCCCUUCAGCAGGAACUUCACUAAUGCAUGCUUCUGUAAAUAGAUCAUAAUAAAACCGUCCCCACACUCCUAAUGCGGGCCACAUACCGAGUCGUUCUCACCAUGCCAUAAACCUUCACAACUGUGUAUAGACCUCAUGGCUCACCAUUUUCCACAUGAAACCACUAUCCUUGUUCCAGACACCAUGUGAUUAUCGUUUCCAGUAUCAUAUUCUCAUCAGCUUAUUGGGAGUGUAAAAAAAGCAAAAGUUGCUUAUGAUUAUCACUGGCUUGGUCUUCCCCCUCCAGUAUUCGCUUGAGUACAUGUAAAUAAAGGUGGAUGAAGAUAAAAGCAUGGAACAAUAUACACUACAGAGUGUGUGUCCCUGCAGCUGUUCAGUACUAUAUUGUAGAUCUUAACAUCCAUAUGUGGAUAUUUUAGAAACGGUUUCCAACAAAACUUUUUUCUAAUAUGAACACUCUAAAACACAAUGAUGUGUUUUGCUAGGCUGCAUUAAGAUCGUAGAUAUAGUCUUCAUAUUAGUAUUAUUCAGAUGUCUCCCUCAUUCAUGAUCUAUGUAAUUCAAUUGUUUGUUGUGUAUGUUCUGCCCACCUCCUCAUUGAGUGGAGACUUAUUUCUUUUCAUGGCGGUGGGUGCUCUCAUCCUGACCUAAUAAACGGGGCAAAGAACACCUCAUCGAUUGCAAUGUAAACGAGGACACCUCUGUCUUUAGUGGACCGUUGUGAUAACCAAAUGGACUGACAGAUAAGAUGCCAAAUUGGUGGACAGACAAACGCAGUGGAAACGAAAGACAACCUUUACAUGGACUACAGGGAACUGAACACCGCACGUCCACCGUUUAACACCCCCUACCUCUCAGUGAGUGAUCUGGACAGAGGCUUCUAUCACUUAUUUCCGACAACAUCAAUCUGCUUUUCUGCUGCAUGACACAUGGAGAACCUUUGCUUAUUGUUGGAUGCUACAAGCAGACACUUUGUUUGGGGAAAUAAAAUAAUUCUGACGCUCAGUGAAAUAAGCUAGCACAUGCUAAGCGGUUCACAACCAAAUCACAAAAGUACUGCUCAAAUAUACCGCUGUAUAUAUGUACAGUAUUCCCACAAUGUAUAGCCAGAGAAGCUGCAUGUUGAGUUGGAACUUGAUCACUACAUAAGGCUCAUCACUUCUCCUCACAAGUAACACGACUCAUGUAGUUUUAACUUACCUAUUCCAAUAGUAAAGGUUGCAACUCGGCCAAAUGCGAAGCAGCAGAGUCACUAGGUCUUAAACUUUUUUAAGGGACAUGUAACGUCACUUUUGAUGUCCCACAGAACCUGGCUACAGUGAGCGUAGGUGGGGGAAGAGAAGAAGGCUGGCAAAGUGGGGCGCGCCAAUUAAAUGGCAGCGUACAAAGUGGUACAGGGCAUCCCGCCAGCAGCUGUCCAUUCAUCCAACGUCAAAGGGAUUUGUACAUCUCAGCGAGUCGACAAGCUGCCAGAGAAGUCCAAAACCAAAGUAGAGUUCUGAAAGCUAAUGGCAUCCAACUUUCGGCACAGUUACGAUUUUGGUCCGUUCAUUCUUUAAAGUAAUACAGAGGAGGGUCCCUGACAUGACCGUUGGGCAGAAUUUCAUUACCUUGACCCUCCCCAGGUUCAAGGUAAGGCAAAGGAGGAGAGCAGGCAAUAUAAGGAAUUGGAACAUGCACACAAAUAAAGCAAAAUUUGUAAUUGUUGCUGUCAGACACAUGCUCCCACACAGACUAAUCUAAAGAGCAAGACAAUAUGUAAACAGAUCGUCAACAUAAUGGGAUUGUUCAGUGUGCAAACAAUAAGCUGUUAGCGUAAUCACAGGUCAAAGAUAUAUUACCCGGUUGGCCAUGUUGUAGGUAUAUUAACAUGAUGGAUAUGUGGGUGGGAGGCCUGGCCGUUGCAAUGUAAACGAUACAAAAUUAUAUGGAUGUAUUGUAGAGUCCCACACAAGGCUGUUUCUCCUCUCAGCUUCUUCAUCUAGUUCUUCAUAAGACGUUUCACCCAUUGUUUACAAUUCCCACUCUCUAAUUUUCGACACAAUUUACAUAAGCCUCAACUAUCAGAAAAUCAACUUAUCGAUUUAUCCUCCCAUCAGCCCAACCCAAGUGUAAUCAUAUUUACUGGAGAUGAGUUUAGCCUACUCAUAAAUGUUGUAUCUGCACUUUUCCGUGCUUGCCGUAAAUAAGUGUCAGUCAAGAUGUAGGAUAUUGUGUACAACAGUGCACUUUCAGCUAAUUAACUUACGUGGCCAUUGGAUUGAUUACCACUUUAGCCAUUCUUUCAACUAGUUGAAAAGUCUGUGUCUAUCUGACUAAACACCCCAUGAACGUAAUCUCUGCCUCCAUGGACCACUGAAGCUGAUUCAUGGGAGGACAAUCAUUAAAAACUGUUUUAAGGUAGAGCAUAAGUAAAGGAAUAACUGUUAUUCAUUCAGUGUGAAAAUCAAAAACCGCAAGAAAUCAUUAGACUAACAAUUGAGAAUAAUUGUAAAAACAACUUUUUUGCUGGAGCGUCACGAUUAACAGUGACCUCAAGCCAGACAUGCUUGUGGGAACAGGGUCAAAGGUGAAAGGAUUAUAGAGACGGGAAUUGCUCCGCUCUUAAUCCCCACCUUUUGGCAUAAAAACUGUACUCUUCAGAGGGUAUAAAGCUGUUGAAAUACAAUUCACUGUCUGUUGCAUUGCUUAUAGAAAUAUUCCUUUGUCUUGAUGUCAUGAUAUAAACAGACAGAGGCAAUAGAUGAGGCGUAUUCCUGCAGCCAAGAAGUAGCCGAGACUGAGCAGCCCUCCUUGUGUCAAAAUGUAAUGACAGGGAUAAAUAUGAGUCUUUAAAGCCCAUCCUCCCUCCUCAUUCUGGCCAGCACAUAUGAACAGUUAGCCAUCAAGCCAUUCACUAAGACGUGAUCACCCAAGAAGUUUUACAGAGGAAUAGAGAGAAUCAGAUUAACCGAAAAAAAGAAGCUCUGGGCGGACCUUCCAUUGAUAAAUGCUUUAAACCAAAUCUUUAGUGUCUAAUUAGGUAGUGGGGGAAAACAGAUGCUUUAAACUUCUUUGUUUGUGAACUCCUCUAAAGGAAUCGUAAAGGAUCAAGGCAAAAACAUACUGUGUUCAAAGCAGGAACGAGAGGGAUUUAUGAAUAUGUACAAUCCUGCUGUUGAAAUAAAUAAAUAGCCAGAAGGUGUAGACAGGUGGCGUUCCACCCUGCAAUGUUUAGCCAUACAGUCUGCCUUCUGACAGGUUUGAUUUACUAUGCUAUUUGCAUGCUUUAAAGCACAACUGAUGAAGCUAAUGUAUUUAAAAAACAUCAAAUGGACUUCCUGGUAGCUGAGACAGGCUUAUUUAAGGCCAUGCAAAGAUGUUUUGCUGCUAUUCAGACUGAGGCCGUUUGAACUACUGGCUGGACAUCAGGGUUUACAAUGUAGAGUCAAGUGGCUUAAGAGGAUAGCGUAGGAUGCAUGCUAUUCUCCCUGCUGUGAACAACGCGAAAUCCUUCAGUUUAAGAGUAGUGAAAUGUUUGGAGCAUUCGAGACAGUUACACAUCCCUUUCAUCCUCGCCGAUACAUCAGAAAAGUGUAGUGGUAUAGGUCAACAGGCGAUAAGCGUAUGCUAACAAAGCGGUACGUUUAACGGCCACAUCAUCAAUGGAUCUGACAAAAAAUGUUUUGUAGUGCAUAAAGAAAUAGACAGUACAUUCUCACAACCAGAGAGUUUGUUGCAACAUCACAGUUAUUGACAGUUGGCGAGCAAAAUUAUGCAAAAAUGACUGAAACUACUUGCAUAAAUGUGAAGGGGUGGGGCUGUACGUAUUACGUUUCAUCGUAGAUGAAGGACUAUUUUGUUAACAUUCUCUUGCGUUCCGUUUUUUCUCUUUUCAUUGAAACACGAAGAGGGUCACUGAGAUUGCAAACUGUAUUUCGUGUAAAAACUGCUGCUGGUCGACAAUUACGUUUUCUCAUAUCACAUCGCAAUGGGCCCCCGUCUCGGUUAGCAGAGGUUAAUUUGAGUACGCCCUAUACUGUUGUAAAGGUGGAUAUUAUUUCCCACAUGGGCUUGAAUGAAGACUUUGAUUAUUCAAAAAAGUAGACCCUGGGCUGGCUCCGUUAUCGUCGGAGGAGUCGUAAGCUGCACUAACAGCUUCCAGGGUCUUAUUGCAAUGGCGAUCAGCCCCUUGCCACUUGGCCUCCGUGACCCCAGUCUGAGAUAAGCUUCAUGGGAAAGCACAUUAACAUGCUCCUGGAGUCACUUGACUCCUUUAUCAAAGGCGGUUAUGUGAAAUCGAGUGUUUAUGGACCCCCGGUGAGGACGCGGUACUGCCAAUACGAGAGGCUGAGUGCAGACAAUGGACUUGUGGGGAGACCGGAGAAAAUAAUGCGGAUGUGUUUUUUUACUUAAUGAGCAAUAUCUUUUGUGACUGCAAUAACCCAUGAGGAGGUUACCUAGCCAUGAAUCAGAUAAACACUGUCAAUACAGUAUAUCCAUGUCUUCCUUUUCUUAUCAAGAUGGUAACCUAUGCUUAAAUGUACAUAUCGAUAUAACACUGUAUGAUAGUUUUCUCCUUUUGUUAAUUAAAUGACCAACCUUUCUCCUACAUUGCUUUUGUAAAGAACGCUUUCCAAAAGAUGCCUUUUUUGUUAUAUAGCAUUUUCCAUAGACAAAAACAAAUACAGUGUCAGAGACGUGUACCUGCCAAUGGUCGGAUCACUGCUGAAAGACCCUCUCAGUUUGUCCGCGAUGAUGGAUGGUGAUGUGUCUUCUUACACGAUGUUUUUACUGGACAGACAGAGGGAGAAAGAUAUGGCCUCAGCUUAAUGUCCUUCCCUGGUGCUGUGCAUGCUCUUUCCUAUUUGCUUUUCCCUUCACGGCACAGUUAACAUCAUAAAUUAACUUUUCCAACUACCCUGUGCACAGAGACUGGAGUGUAAUAGAGACAAAUAAAAUUUAAAAAAAAAGUCUGUUAUGUAAUGUUGUGGCAUUGGUCAAAUGCAUCGCCUGCAACAGAAUUAAGGUAUUCCUUUGUAACAAUAGAGGAUUAAAAAAAGAUCAUAGCAUUCUAUUUUAAUGAAUGUGCAUGGACUGUACGCUGUACGCUACAACCCACAUUUGUUCUCCAUCUCCAUACCUGACACAUAGUAAGGUGAACGAAAAGCAGAUCCCUCUCAUCAUAGUUCACAUAUGUAAAUAGGGUGUAAAUAUCAAAUACCUAUGCAUGCUAAUAUACAAGCAAUUUGUUCAGGUACUUUUGUAAUCCAGAAUUCUCAUAUGGCAUGGAAGGAAAAAAAGAAUAAAGUGUGAAAAAAGCAUACAGUUUGUAAAUAAUUCAAAUAAGAAGAUAUGUAUUUAGUGUUAAUGUUUUCUUACUGAUGCAUCGGUCUGACAUUUACAGUCCUCUGCUUGUAUUAUUAAUCCAUGUUUGUAUGUUUCGUAAAGGUAGGACUGAGGCAAGAAAGGACCAUUCAUCAUUUUUUGUUUGAAAAUUUGUGUGUAGGGGGGGAAACAUAUUGGUCUCCAAAUGCUUACAAUUGAUGUUUAAUUGUGGCUGCUGAGAGUCUUACAAAUGAUAAAAUGCCAUGGAAUACAGUUUAGUGAGAGAAAAAAAAAAAGCUGAAUACUUCAGUCAGGCAAAAAUUAUCACCA
This is a messenger RNA of Syngnathus typhle (broad-nosed pipefish), 7537 nucleotides long. RefSeq names its product MAF bZIP transcription factor a (gene mafa). NCBI's taxonomy places the organism in Eukaryota, Metazoa, Chordata, Actinopteri, Syngnathiformes, Syngnathidae. The record is from RefSeq and is a predicted model, not a curated record. Bases 573 to 1619 code for a protein of 348 amino acids. The transcript has 3 exons. Gene Ontology annotation, cellular component: nucleus. Gene Ontology annotation, molecular function: DNA-binding transcription factor activity, RNA polymerase II-specific; RNA polymerase II cis-regulatory region sequence-specific DNA binding. Gene Ontology annotation, biological process: regulation of transcription by RNA polymerase II.